Aspergillus affinis is the source of this 741-nucleotide messenger RNA. Its product is annotated as pyridoxamine 5'-phosphate oxidase family protein. The transcript is spliced from 2 exons. NCBI's taxonomy places the organism in Eukaryota, Fungi, Ascomycota, Eurotiomycetes, Eurotiales, Aspergillaceae. Bases 1 to 741 code for a protein of 246 amino acids. The record is from RefSeq and is a predicted model, not a curated record.
AUGCCCAAAUUCUACGACUCCAUCUCCCCGGAUCUCCGCGACUGGGCCCUCCGUCAAAGCGUCUUCUUCGUGGCCUCCGCACCCCUCCAAGGCCGCCAUGUGAAUCUAUCUCCGAAAGGCCUCCCCGACGCCUCCUUCGCCAUCCUCAACCCCAACGAGGCCGCAUACCUCGAUGCCACCGGCUCCGGAAGCGAGACGAUCUCCCACCUGCACGAAAACGGUCGCAUCACGGUGAUGUUCUGCUCGUUUGAUUCGUCCCCUCGUAUCAUGCGGUUCUUUUGCAAUGGUUCCGUGAUCGAAUGGAACCAGCCCGAAUUCGAACCUUAUCUGGCACGCAUGGGUGGAAAAGCAGUUCCCGGGGCGAGAGCAAUCAUCCGAUUGGAUGUUUUUAAGGUCCAAACAUCAUGCGGCUACGGCGUCCCGCAACUCUCUCUGACCACCGAUCCCGACACGAAUUCACCCAAGCCGUAUCUCAAAGACCGCGAAACACUAGGUCACUGGGCCGGGAAACGGGUCGCGGCAGGCGAGCUCCACUCCUAUCAGCGGGACAACAACAGUCGCAGCCUGGAUGGCCUACCGGGUCUGAAGACUGCGGUGAAAGAUAGCGGUCGGUCGGUGUUGUGGUCUGAGGUGCGAAAUUGGUCGUAUCGGUAUAAGGCGGAGAUUGAAUUGGUCAAGACGUCGGUGUUGAUUCUGUUGGUUGCGAUGGGCGCUGCGAGGUGGCUUGGAAUGAGUGUUUAG